Molecule: messenger RNA, 1569 nt
Organism: Malassezia restricta
Lineage: Eukaryota; Fungi; Basidiomycota; Malasseziomycetes; Malasseziales; Malasseziaceae
Product: tRNA (guanine37-N1)-methyltransferase
Exons: 1
Coding region: 1-1569 (522 amino acids)
Biological process (GO): mitochondrial tRNA methylation; tRNA N1-guanine methylation
Cellular component (GO): cytoplasm; mitochondrial matrix
Source: RefSeq, a predicted model, not a curated record
AUGAGCUACAUUGACAAGCCGCGCUUCCACAAGCCGACGCACCCUGCGCGUGCCAAGCCUGUGCCGGAGGACCCGAGCUUGGAGCCGUCGACGGCGCUGCGCCUGCCGCUCUUGAGGUCUGAUCAUGUGCCGAGCGACGCACCGCCUCUGCAGGCCCACGCACAGGCCGGUAUCGAGAUGCAGCGCAGGGCCAUGGAUGAUGUGCGCGAGCGCGACAGGCAGCAGGCCGAGCAGCUCGAGAUCCUCAUGCGCGCCAAGGCACAGCUGCGCAAGGAACUGCCGCUGUGCGGUGUUCGAUGCGCCGCGGCCGCGUGCAGCUCACUCGCUCACCACCCGGACGUCCGUGAGCAUGUGUUCCGGUCGCGUCGCUCGAAGCACAUCCAGCCUGAUCCGCAGGGCGAUGCAGCCGUCCGUGUGCUGCAGCUGAGUCUGCAGCAGGACGAGCGCGUGCCACAGCCUCUGAUGGCCGCCGUGCAAGCCUGGAACGGCACGCUGAUCCCGCAUCCUGUCGUCUUCGACUGGGACUACUGGAACGUCGAUCAAAUUCUGCGCGCAUUGCUCCCCGAUGCGCUCGAAGAGGGCGCCCCAUCAGCCUUUUCCAUGGUCGGACACAUUGCGCACGUCAAUCUCCGUGAAGAGUACUUGGCCUAUCGCUACCUGAUCGGCCAAGUGAUUCUCGAAAAGACGCCGCGCGUCGAGACGGUCGUCAACAAGCUCGACACGAUCGAGACGGAAUUUCGCGUCUUUGCGAUGGAGCUGCUCGCCGGCAAGCCGGCGUACACGGCGCAGGUGUCCGAGUCGGGCUGCCUCUUUACGCUCGACUUUCGGCACGUGUACUGGAACAGCCGCCUUCACACUGAGCACGGACGCCUCAUCGACCAGUUCCUGCCGUUCCAAGUGGUCUCGGACGUCAUGGCCGGCGUCGGGCCUUUCGCUGUGCCAGCCGCCAAAAAGGGAUGCUGGGUCCUGGCCAACGACCUCAACCCAGCAUGCCACGCCAGUCUCGUGCACAAUGCACGCCAAAAUAAGGUCGAGGCGCACUGUAUACCCAGCUGCGAAGACGGCCGCGCCUUCAUCCGGCGCAGUAUCCUGCAGGCAUGGGACGCCGCAUUCCCCGCCCAGGACGCCUCUCUGAUGAGCGGGCGCCAGAAGCGGCGCGAGAGAAAGACGCCUAGCGACACGACGCCAUCCGCCCUCGAUCCUCGGCCACGUCGGCUCAUUGACCACUUUGUCAUGAACCUGCCCGCGACGGCUCUCGAGUUCCUCGAUGCCUUUCGCGGUGCGUAUACGGAUCUCGCCCAGCAUGUGGGCUACGAGGCUCUCGAGGCUGAAAUCCAAGCUCGGCAGCAGGCUCCGCAACUCGAGCCGUGGCCCAUGGUGCACGUCCACUGCUUCACCAAGGACGUAGAACAUGCCGCCACGGACAUUUGCGCUCGCGCCAGUGCUGCGCUCGGUGCGCAUCUCGCGCCCUCCGACGUGUCGCUGCACCUGGUCCGCUCCGUGGCGCCCAACAAGGACAUGUACUGCCUGAGCUUCCGUCUACCUCGCCAUGUGCUAUACCAUCCUUAG